CUUGUGGGGCUGGGAAAGGAACCGUGCAGACAUCCUGCUUUGCGCCAGUUAAAGGGAAAGCCAGCGAAAGGGACACAGGGAGACCGCGGCUGCUUCCCCAUCCCAGGCAGAAGCAGAGCAGCGGCUCGCGGGGAGCCCGGCCUACGAAGCGUCAGUUCUGUGCAUAACCAGGUGCCUGUGGCAGAGGAACAAAGAGAGGGGGCUCUCACUCCAUUCAGUCUCCCAGGCCCCUAGGGACUGUAUGAACAUGGGCAUGCUUUAGGAAGUGCUCUGUGUAUGGCGUUUCCUUGGAGGAGAACCACUCGCCAGGACUGAGGGGGAUAAAAAGAAGUUAAAGGACAUUCAGGAGGAGCAAAUCGAUUUUUAACAGGAUCACGUCUGAAUUAAAUGGCUGAUAAACAGAUCAGUAGCACUUAGAGUUCCCGAAGGCAGUAGGGGCUGUGCAUACACACGAGGCAAUAGGAGAGUACAUGUAAACGCAGAAUGCGGGCUGAAGUUCAGCUGAAAAUCUGGCGCCAAGAGAGCAGCUCUGCUCUGCAACGUUGAGUGCCCUUCCAGAAUGGCACUGUAUUGUCCCGUACAAAAAGCGCCAAGAAAUGGCUCAGGUUCACCCAUCUGAUCUAUGGGGUGAAAGUUUACCUGCCAAGCUGAUCAAUGGAGGGAUAGCUGGGCUGAUUGGAGUCACCUGUGUAUUUCCCAUUGACUUGGCGAAAACUCGCCUGCAGAACCAGCAAAAUGGCCAGCGGAUGUACACCAGCAUGUCUGACUGCCUCAUUAAGACAAUCCGCUCGGAAGGUUACUUCGGCAUGUACAGAGGGGCUGCGGUGAACCUGACUCUAGUGACACCAGAAAAGGCCAUCAAGCUAGCAGCCAAUGACUUCUUCCGGUAUCAUCUCUCCAAAGAUGGGAAGAAGCUGACGCUGCUGAAGGAGAUGCUGGCCGGCUGCGGGGCGGGCACCUGCCAGGUGAUUGUCACCACUCCCAUGGAGAUGCUCAAAAUCCAGCUGCAGGAUGCAGGCCGAAUUGAGGCCCAGAAGAAGCUAAUGGCAGCACAAGCCCAGCUCUCCUCCACCACUAGUGCUGGGGCAGCGGAGUCGGUAGUGGAGACACGGACCACGGCGACGCAAAUCACCAGGGAACUACUUCGGAGCAAAGGCAUCGCGGGGCUUUACAAGGGCCUUGGGGCCACGCUGCUAAGAGACGUCCCGUUUUCCAUUGUUUACUUCCCGUUGUUUGCGAACCUGAACAAGCUGGGCCAGAAGAGCCCUGACGUCAAAGCCCCAUUCUACGUGUCCUUCCUGUCCGGGUGCCUGGCGGGCAGCACAGCAGCAGUGGCUGUGAAUCCGUGUGAUGUAAUCAAGACAAGGCUGCAGUCCUUGAAAAGGGGAGUGAAUGAGGACACAUACUCAGGAAUCCUAGACUGCACCAGGAAAAUCUGGCAGAAGGAAGGGCCCCUGGCCUUCCUGAAGGGGGCGUACUGCAGAGCCUUGGUCAUUGCCCCACUCUUCGGCAUCGCACAAGUCGUCUAUUUCAUAGGCAUCGCAGAAUUCUUCCUAGACAUGCUUCCAAAGCGCCGGGAUUAACCCUUGUGCGCACUCGCUGCUGGUCAGAAUUCAUCCAGCAUUCGUCGUUGAUGGUGUCCGAGCAACAGCACAAAGGGUUAAAGCAGCAAUCUUGAGGGUGAAGGUCGUCUCCAAACAAAGUCCCUUCUACCUCUCGAUAUGCCCCCACCCCAUCCAGCCCUCCAGGACAAUACUUAAUUAUGCAUAUCUAUUAUUUGUAAUUGUCAUUCUUAAAGACACUGGUUAGCACAGACUGGGCUCACAGUCCCCGGACCUUCUCCCAGCAGUGUGUGGGGGGGAAGAAAUCGACCACACCCUCUGAAUUACCAGGUAGUCAAAAAAGGAGCAAAAGAACCAGACUUUGUUUCCCCAGUCCCUCUUCUGGUAUGCCAGGCUUCUGGGAAGACAAGGCCCCAGCACACCUUCUAAAGGGGGACCCAUAUUGUCAAUAGAGGAAGCAGGUAGAUGCCAUAAUCAAAAAGUUUCUUUAUAAGGACUUAUCCUGAAACCCCCUUAAAAUCAGCUGGACUUGGAUGAACUUCUUGGAGAUCAGAAGAAGGGGAAGGUUUGUGUGUGUUUAAAUCAAAGGGACUUCCCUCCUAAAUAGGGGCCAUGGGGCCUAUGGGGGGGGAGAUGUACGCUGCACAUAUUUGCAACGCGUCUGCUCUGAAAGAGUAUGUCCGUGGGAUCGUGUGUGAAUAGCUUCAGGUGCAUCAGUGUUUAGCUACGAGCUACAGGCGGGAGAGGGGAGAAUUUAAUGACAUGGGAUCAACUUUUUAUUUAUACAGGAAAAACAAAUCCAAUUACAUUCCUUAAAUUAGCCCAGCUCUGAUGUGUCAAGCAGUUACUCUACCCAGAGUACUGGUUGUGUGUCUUUUGGCCUGUCUCUAAGAUGUGUUCCUCUCCUUUCCUGUGGUUGUUUGCACUUGCAAAGGGUCACUUAAAAAGAUGGUCUCAGAGUCAGGCCUUUUGGUUAAAGAUCAGGAUAGGCCACAUCCUCAGCUGGUUUAAAUGGUCGUAGAUCCUUUGACGUCCGUGAGCUCUAUUGAAAUCAGCGGGACUAUGAUAGUUUACACCAACUGAGGAUCUGGCGCAAUGUCCUUGGGGAUUGAGUUGCCAACUUCUUUAUCCAGACUAAAAUUGGGAUGUGGAAAAGAAAUGAGGCCAGGGCAUCUGUUUUAUUUCCACAGGGACCUAAUUCCAUAUGAUUUGCCUCUCAAAGGCCAGGUCUGGUUUUGCUAUGAUGUUUUCUCUGAAGUACAUACAGAGAGGCAGUAUGACUCCAGUUGGAUCCACGCUGCACAAGAGCCUGCCUGUGUGUGUCCAGUUGUGGGAUUGAGGACGAUAGCCAGACUUACUGCUCACUUUGGGGAGGUGGUCAUUGACUGGAUAACAGGCUGGCAACCCUAGACAUGUGCAAAUUCUGUUAAAGGGACACUAAUGCUUUAAAAAAACCCAAACCUUUUCUUUAUCUAUAUUCACAAUAUCACUUUGAAUUGUCACAAGGGAAAGAACUGAAAAUCUAGUUUGCUUUAUUAUUGCACUUCAUUCCAUUUCAACAUGUAAACUAAACUAGUCAGUUUCACUUUCUGCUUCCCCAUCACUAGCAUCAUGGUGCUGUUUGUGUUUCAGACAUAACAGAUGAAGAAUAAGUAAAAAAAACAGUUGAAAUCUCUGUAUUUCAACACUCUCUUUAUUUAGGUUUUCUAAAACUUUUUCUUUGUAAAACCUAAAUUGGAGGCCAAUUGUCCUGAUCAUGUACCUUUAAUGUAAAGGAGGUUGUUACACAGCUAAGUUCUUACUUUUGCCUAUGUGAGACAUAAAAAAUGACUCUCUAUCUAUGUAGAGAAGGGAAUCUGCACAGAUGACCUCUCUAUUCAUAACAAUCUUGUGAUCAGUACAAUGAUGCUUGUGUCACUCUGGAUUUUUCUGAGUUGCACUUAAAGAAAAGUUUUUCUUUUUCUUCCAUAGGGUGACUCUUCUCCUGCUUUAUGAUAUAUAAUGAAGGCCUGAAAGGUUCGUGAGUUGUUGGUGGUGGUUGUUGUGGUUUUUUUUUUUUUCCUGCUUGAUUUUUUGCGUGCAAGGUUCAGAUCCCCGUCUAGUCUGGAAGAGUGAUGGUAGGAGAGCUGGUGAAAUGGUGGUGUCCCACGAGAGUGAAAGUUGGACAGUUGAUAAGAGAGGAUUUCUAGUCACUAGUUCAAACUUUUUUUCUUUGUGUUAACCCCUAUUUAAUGUUAACGACUAACUUACAUUUUGGAGAAAGGGAGGUUUUGUUUAACACAGUCAAUUAUGGUAUGAGAGCUCAGACUAACAUCCCACUCGCUUCCCAGAUGUCAUCCAGCAAGACCAGGGAAACCCAAGAGCUGAAAUUCCUUAUAUUUAAAAGGUGAAGAGCAAGUGACCUUCUCCUCCUCUUUAAAAACAGGCCUUCUCUAUACAUCAUAAAGAAUCCAAAAGGAACACCAGUCUCAUUUUUUGAACAGUCCUUUGCCUUUCUUGACAAAAUUUUAAUGUUCAAAUAGUGAUUUCCCCCCUUCCCCCUCCCCCCCCCCCUCACCCCCCCACCAAUAUAUUAUUGUGUAUGAGACUUACAAUUUGGGGUUAAAAAUACAUUGCCAGUAAACAUUUUGUCAGAAGGAAAUGAAGAGCUCCGUGGCAAAUACAGGUUUGAAGCAGCCUCUCUCCCUAAGAUAUGCUGCUCUUAUUAUGGAUAUCUGUGCUCCCAGCUGUCUGCUUUGCUCCCAUUGGGUUCACACUGCGAUGUGGACCAGCAAUGUUGUUGCCAUGGUUAUUGGGCACAGAAAAGGACCUGGAAAAUGCUGCUUUAUGGCCUCCGACAAAGAUCCAUGGAAAUAUCCCUUCCUUUCUCCCAUCUCUCUUCUCCUCUUCCCCCCCCCCCCACCACCUGGUUUUUAUUUUUAAAUUUCAGCAGAAUGAUUGCACACAGUGAGCCCUGUGCGGUAUGUCAGCGCGAGGCCUUUGUGAGCUGAAGUUCUUGGUGCUGACGAACUUGCACUGCUCCAGCCUAGUGAGGAGUCAUCUUUAGUGCCUAGAGACUUCAGAAUUUUACAGGUCUGUCCUUAAAUCAGGAGCAAUUGCAUCUGCCUGAGACCUGGAAUUUCAAAGGGGGGCCCCGGCGUUACUGCAGUAACUGUCUCUAGCUGGUGACCCUGCAACCCAUCAAGUCAGAAACUCUUACGUUAACAUUUAAUAAACCCCUCCUCCUCCCCUGCCCGGCUAAGCCCUGUCCCUUUCUGGCAGGGCUGCCUGGUGCCACCCAUGAAUGCUGCAGGUGCCUCUGUUCUGAUAAUUCCAGCUGUGGAGGGGAGCGGUCAGUGUUGGUAUUGGCAGCUGUAGCCCAUUGAUUAUAGUGGAAUCAGCUGCACUGGUGUAGAUCGUGGGUAUGCUAGGGCUUGGCAGCAGUGGUUAAUAUCCCCAUGUGAACAAGGCCUUAGUGCAGCUCUAGAGACCAAACUGUAGAAGUUUCCAUUUAACAGAAGUGUGACUCCCUGUUAGUUCCGUACACCCUGCCCCACCCCCUUCACACUGGGCAUUACCAAAAGGGCCAGCACUUCCUUGCAGGUGGUGUAGAUAGGGCCAUUGGGGAACUGCAGUGCUCAAUGACUAUCUAACACCCUAUGGUCACCUUGCCAAGCCCAAGUGCAGAACCCACCCCUGUUAAGGGCCUGAGCCUGGAUUAAUAGCAGGCAGGAGUGCAGCUCCCAUCCCUGCAAAACUUUGCCUGAAGGAGGAGAGCAGGAUCAGGGUAAAGAGUUCAAAGUGAGUCCUGUAUCUUCAUUCCAGUGUCAGAUCGAGUACCAUCCUAUGACCCAGCAGGGAGCUUGCAGGCCCACAUCUCACAGGGUUUUCAGAACAUGCCCAAACCCUCUAGAAGCCAGGAAUGUUUGGUUUAUACCCAAAUCCCCUUUUCACUGGCUUCAUGAACCCAGCAAAGCAUGUGUCUGGCACCAUUGUUGUAUCAGUGUGCGCGCUACAGCUUUCAGCAGUGUGUUCUGCCUGUUGGGGAGGGAGAGGCCUGGGAAAGGGUUUGAGACCAGUACAGGGGAGGGGAGACUCUUUAAAAUGUAUUUAAUGCUGUAUGUUUAAAAGGACCUGCUCACAUCCGUGUUUCCCUGGAGAUCGUCUUCUGUCACUCCAGCAGUGGAGGACUAGAAUGCAGAAAUGCUGAUGUUUUUUUUUUUUUCCCUGCAUGGGAAAGAGGCGAUCUAUUUCCCAUGAUCCCCCUGACUUUAUUUCCUGGUGAUUCUGCUGGCAACUGCUGUUCUGGUUGGGAACUUGAUUUGAGGUUGCAACACUGGCUGGCUCAGGGGCUCAAACAGAGACACACUAGUGUGUUGAAGCUGAAUGCUCCUAAAGAGAUUACCUGUUGCAAGAGGGAGAUCAGUGUCUGUGAUAAUUAGACCUAAAAAUUGAUUCCUUGGAACAACCUCUUGAAGAUUCCAAGGGGGUGUUAAACCUCUGAUACUGGUGUUUCUGUGGAAUAUGCUUGUGCGCGGGCAUAGAAUGUCCAGCCUGUUACUUUUAUAGGACGUGCCUGCUAUUGUCCCUUUCUGAUAUGAUAUGCACUUCCAGGUCCAUGUGAGCUGCACCGUGAGUUGUCUUUAGUUUGUUUCUUUCCAACUCAGAAACAGGAAGACUAAAAUUUUCAGAAGUGACCUCUGAUUUUGGCUGCUCGGUCCUUGGGUGCCCAACCUCAGGUGCUUUGGGCCUGAGUUUUUUGGAAGAGCUGAGCACCCCAAAUUCUAAUUGAAGUCAGUGGUGUUCGGUGCCUCUGGAAAUUUGGCUCACGACAUCUCAAAGUAGGCACCUAAAAUCAGGCUACUUUUGGAAAUGUUGGUCCUAACUUUAUAACUAACAGACGUGGCUGGGAUCCUGACAGCCAAGACUUUGGCUUGGGAUCCCAUCAACAAAAGCCAGUGUUUAGACCUAGCAGUUUUGAGUAUUUCCCUUGCAGAGGUCUCAGAGUAGCUAAGAGGUGGUGUGGGAAACACAGACACAGAAAUAAUUUUAGUCUUUCAAAAUGCAGACUCACCUGGCCAGAGCUGUAAUGAGCAUCCUGCAGGCUAAGCUGACUGGUAAUUGUGACUCUCCUAGGAGAUCUGACACUGUCCUCACCAUUCGGCGUUCCUGGAGUCAGCAGGAAAAGGGUCUCCAUGGUAGGGGAAGAGGAAAAGCAUGAUGUGUGGACCAGUGCUAGUGAUUAGCAAGAUAACUUGCAUUUUGAGGUGGUGCUUUGACAUGGAUUUCUGCUCCUUUUAACUACCUUGUGGCGUAUGAUUGAGGGUGCCUGUGGCUUUUCCAAAUAGCUUUUGGGAGCGCUAGUUGCUGAUCACCUAGCUGUGUAUGCAUGCAGAGCCUCGUGCCCCAUGAUACUCUACUUCAGGUGCUUUGUUGGAACGGGGACCCAUGGAUGUCCCAAUGUCUGCCCUAAGCCUUGCAGUAGGGGCCAAGGGGUUUGGCCUAUCAGGACACAAUUACAAAAUCCAAAGGCAAACGUGAGAGCAUUGGCUCCAAAAACCUCUGUGCCAAGAUCUGUAGUCCAGGUCUAUUACCCCUUUGUUCCACUACAGUGACCUUUUGUAGGUCAUGCAGCAGUAGGAGUCUGUCAGGCUGCCUUUACCAUCCAGCUCUGCCUGUGGCUUACCCCACGAGGGCUGUCUACACUGGAGAAAUUGUCUAACCAGUUCAGCUAGACCAACUUUUUUUUUUUAUGAAAUAGUCAGGAACCAUUGCAUAGCCCUGGACUGAAGCAGUUAAGGCAGCCCGGCCCAGUUAGAAGGCCAAGUGGUCAAGGCUACUGCUCUGAUCGGGUUUUAAAACCGAUUUAGCUGUACUGACUUAAAAGCCGUUAGCAAAUCUGCCCAAUGUAGACAGGCCCUUAAUGCCAGGCGUGUAAGAUCCUUGCAGUUCAGUGAAUCAUUGAAGGCCAGAAUCCCACGACAUAUGGAAAAACAAAGCCGAGGUCACAGCAUUACAGUGGCUGAAUGCUUCAGUUUCCAUCAACUGUGGCCACUGCAACAGUCGUAGCUUCAUUGUAUACAGUUCAUCUGCGUGAUGUGCCGUGAGCAUAGGCAUCUUGAACAGAUUAGUCUUCUUUGUCAGUAGUCUUUUUAGACUAAAUGAUAGAAUCAGGUGAAGUGGUUUGUAACUGACCCGUAAGGGUGAGUGAGUGUUGUGUAGUGACUAAUCACAGGAAUGGGAGAUGGGAAUUCUGGGAUCCACCUGGCUCUGCUGCUAAUUCAAGUGCCCCAGUGAGAUGGGGAAGAAUCCUUGCCUACCUUGCAGACGUGGUGAGGCUUAAUCCAUUUGUCUCUUGAGAUCAUCGGCUGGAAGGUACUACAGAAUGCAGCUUAUGGGUAUUAUAAGAAGGGUUGACUGUUCUUCAAAUAUGAAUUGAACUGAGCAUUCAGGCCCAAUUAAAUAACAUGGAUUCAUGUGUCUUGGGGAAACCUGACUGGAUGCAAGAACAAUAAUGUGAUAGCCAGAAUGGAGCCAUGCUAAUUUUACAUCAGCUGAGGAUCUGGCCUUUACUUUGCAAUUAACAUGCACAAGGCAGAAAUAAUUUUUUUUUUUUUUUUAAAUCUGCAAUAUGUAGCCACUGCUCCGUCUGGAUGUACGGAUUGUUUGCAAUAGGUUCUCUAAGUCACCUGAUGUUCACUUGUCCUUAAUCUCGUCCAUUCCUAACUAAUCAGAUGUACAGGGUGUGAAAUCUCUUGCAUUCCUGCAAAGUUCAGAGAGAGCAGAGCAAACUGUUGACCGGCCUGCAAAUAGUGCUGAUGCUUUUGGGAACCUCAGGCUGUCUAUGGACUUUUGUAGGACGUGUGUGCUGUUGUCCCCAAUGGACUUUGUGAGGCAUGUGACACAUUACAUUUGUGUUUUGUUGUGCACUCACCAAAAAGGAGCCAUUGGCUUGAUUUUUUUUUUUUUUUUUAAGCAGCCACAUGAGUGCAGGUUAAUAACAAACUGAGGCCAUGGUACAUGGCACGUGAGCAGGAACUGGAAGAGGCACCGAGAAAAUUGGAGGUGGGGGGCAGUCAUGGGGCUUGAGUCUGCUGAUGGUAUAAGGUUUUUUUGGGGGAUGGGGAGUGGCUACAGAAGGAUUCUGAUGUUCAGUGGCACUUGGUACCUGCUGUUCCCAUUAACUCUAAGGUUGAAGGUUCAGCACUAGAGCUGGUCAGAAUGGGCUUUUUUUGCCAUGGAAAAUUGAGACUUUUUAGUCGGAGUGGGGGGGAAGGGACAAAAUACUUUGGUUUGAAAAUGUUGCCAUGGUGCCUCAUGGGAAUCAUAGUUUGAGUGCCUCGUGCUCCCAUUGUCCUGUAGAGACUGGGCUUCUUGGUAUCACUGCAUCUCCAAUGAUACACAACAGUCUCUCCUCAUGGUAAGGAGAGCUGGGUGCAUCAUAGGAGCCCUUGGCCAGGGUACAUCGUGGGAGAUGUAGUAUGGCUGAAGAGCCUGGCUCACAGAGGAGAAAGGGGACAUGAGGAAAUCAAACUACAGCUCCAUGAGGCACCAUGCCAGCAUACCCGAACUGAAAUGUUUUCUUCUUUGGAUGAAAUAGUUAGAUUUGGGGGCAUUUUAUUUUAUUUUUUACAAAAUGAUUAAAUUUUCCAUGGACACUUAGUGAAAAACUUUGUUUGUGUUUGGGGUGGGGGGUAUGGUGAUGGUGGUGGUUUGUGUUUUUAUGGAAAACUUUUGACCAGCUCUAUUCAGCCUCUCUGAAAAUGAGGCCCAUAGAAGCUGGGGGAGUCUGUGAAAACUUCUGAUUGAAAGAUGGGAGUAGUGAAUAUAAAGGCACAAGGAGAGAAGUAAAGGGGGCAUUGUGUGGAAGGGACCUGAUGGCGGUUGGUGGGGGGAAUCUGGAGGGAGUAUAUAACGUGGCACAGGGGAGCUGAAACGAGGGGAUCUGCAGAAGAGACUCUGCACAGAGAGGAGGUAUAGAAGGGACUAAAAAGACAUGACUCUGAAGAAGCCUUUGCUAUAGCAGCCAAGGGUUUGAUCCUGCCAACACUGGGGAGUGGCAAAGCUUGUGUUGAUGGGUUCAGGCUUGAGGGCCAGAUGCCCUGUGGUGUUGGUUCUGUCCUGCUCCUGGAUGUUUUGCCUAUAGUUUCUGUGGGUGCCAGAGUAGGCCCUUUAUCUACUGUCAAACAGCACAGUGCCCAGUUACCACACUGACAUGAGCUCUUCGGGCAAACAGGAAGGGAGUGGAGGCCCAAUGCUGCUUCAGUAAGCACAACUUCCACAUGAGGGGGACACAUCUAGGAAGCUCUACUUUGGUACUGAUGACCGGAGCCUGACAGGAAGCAGCAAGGGCAGGUACAAAGGCUUUCACUAAAUGGACCCCUCAAAGGAUAACCCGUCUUCCCCUGGCACGUGUGUGAGGGAAGCAGGCUGGCACAAGAGAAGGGGAUGUUUUGCUGUACAUCUCUAGGAUGGGGUGAGCUAUACUAUCAAUGUAGGUUUGUGUGCAGCGGAAGACCUUUUUCCUCAAGUUACUCAUACGCCAUAACCUAUUUGGAAUAUUUCGGGGCUCAGUGAUAGGAGGUCUCGCCCACGAGCAAGAGGGUCUGGAUUUCUAUUCAGUGUAUUGCUAGCUUACAUGGACUGUAUAUUUUGUGCUACAAUUGACUGUUGCCUAUGCUCAUCCCUCUCUGAGCCUGGAGUCCACUAUCGGAAUCCGCCACAUCACAGGAAGGAGCUGUAGGCCGUGUGUGUUGGGGGUCGGGAGGCGUCUGAGGUGUGUGUCUUGGAUUCACUUUUCUCCCUCCUACAGCUUGAUUCUCCCUGACUCAUGCUUUGGUGUGGAAGGGGCGCCGUCCUUCUCCCAUUUUCAUGGCUUUUGGGGACCAUGUUGAGCCUCAGGCGAAGGUGACUAACGUGAUACCUGGAAUGAUACCCUGGGUUCCAUGACCUUUCGGCCCUGCAGGCGUGGCCUCCACUAAGGUGACAGUAAACAUUGAGCUCCAAAGCUGCCUUUUGAGGAAUGCUGCGGGUAAACAGGGGACUCCAUCCUCCAGAGCUGUCAACCUGGCACCUGGCCCCAGAAGAAUUAACUAAACCAGACACACACUGCUUUCUGGUUCAGAGUAGAAUUGAUUUCUCUCAGAACUGGAGCAGACUCCUGUUUCCAUGGAAACAGGACUUCACUCCCUCCUACCCUACUGUAUGUGCCAUGCACUAAGCUCUUUGAGGCAAGCCUAUUUGUUUCUUAAGAAUCAGGGACCUCAACAAAAUGUCCUGUACCUCGUGUGUGAGGUUGUGCCUGAGGGACAGCAGAAGUGCUGCUGCCCUUGGUAUCUGGAGCAAAUAUUUUGAAUGAGGGUGUGCGCAGCAGGCUCGGAUAUUUGGAGUCCUCUUCCCCAAAAACCUUCAUGCUAAAUGUGCUCCAUUCUCUGACUGGCUGUCCAAGAGUCUGUAUGCUUCUGAGCUAGAGCACAAACCCUCUGGAGAGAGACUGCUCCCUCUGGACAGUUCAGUCUGUUUAAUAUCAGCCAGAGGCUGCUCUAGAGUUGCAAUUCUGGAAGGGAAGCAGCGAGUCCUGAGACUAUCAUUUAAAGGCGCAACUGCAUCACAGCCUUUUUUGGAGACUAAUAUCAGUGGGUCUUUAAUUUCUUCAGAGAAGAAAUGUUGUUCCCAUACUAUUCUGGCCCUGUCACACACUUCAUUCCUGGAUCCUACAAACACUGGAAAAUGCCAUUGAUGAAGGUACAAUUAAAGAAAACCACUGCCACACAAAGCCAGUGGUUUGCAUGUGUCCAUUUGUGUGUGGUGACCUUCCCUGAAAAGUGCUAGACAUCCCACCGUUGCUUCAGACAGUUUGGGAGGCAAGGGGUGGUCUGAUCAUUGGUCCAAGAGCUAGGAAUUUAUAAACUGUAAUCUCCGCUCUGACACUUCCCUCCCUCUGUGAUCUUGGUCAGGUCACUUAAACUUGCUGCCUCCCCUUUUUUUCCAUUGG
Messenger RNA from Trachemys scripta elegans, 11535 nucleotides. It is a transcript of the gene SLC25A22, whose product is annotated as solute carrier family 25 member 22. The record is from RefSeq and is a predicted model, not a curated record. Gene Ontology annotation, molecular function: L-aspartate transmembrane transporter activity; L-glutamate transmembrane transporter activity. Gene Ontology annotation, biological process: malate-aspartate shuttle; aspartate transmembrane transport; L-glutamate transmembrane transport. NCBI's taxonomy places the organism in Eukaryota, Metazoa, Chordata, Testudines, Emydidae. The coding region runs from base 597 to 1583 and encodes 328 amino acids. The transcript is spliced from 13 exons.